UUCUCUCCCUUCUCUUUCAUUUUAACCAAACAAAGCCUGAGCCAUGAAUCCUAGCUGCACGCGCACAGUUCAGUCACUCAAUCCCUCCCUUCUCUGGUCUUCCCUCAGUUCACCUUCUCCUUCGCCUUCGCGGCUUCACCAUCGCCUUCCCCUUCAAUCUUCACUCAAUUCGCCGUCUUCAACACUUCAUCUUGGCCGUCUUCAACUCUCCAUCCAAGACGUCUUCAACUCUUCAUCUUCGUCAUCGUCUUCACCUUUCCUCUUCGAUCUUUGCUCUCAAGAUUGGGGAAGUGGCUUAGGAUCUCACUGCAACAACUGUUGGAGGGGCAGCACAAUUGAUAUGUGGACACCCAUUUUACACCAUCAAGGUCAAUCUCCAAAGCCAGCCCGCACCAUCAAGUUUAAGGAAUGAUGUGUUAUUAUAACUCAUGCAUGCUUGAUUUAAAGUGUGGAACCGAAUCAGAACGUUGGUUGCUAAUGAUAGUUUUGUUAGCCUUUGAUGUAUUAUGGUACACCUAGCUAGUAAAGUAUUUAUAGUAGGCGACAGCCCCAUGCGCAGGCCAAUGCACGUGGAACGGAAGGAUAGAUAUUCAUGAGCAUUAUAUUCACGCUUGUUUCAUAGCUCCUACCAUGCUUGUUUUGUGGCUUCUAGUCGCGUGACUAGUUACUUAUUCUUAUGGACUGUGUGUCCACAUUCGAUUGGUUAUUUGUUCUUGUGGAUUGUAUGUCUACGCUUGUUAUCUAUUCUGAUAAAGUUUUACUAAAUAAAUUUUUAAAUUUCUUGUUAUUACACUAAUCCUAUAAAGCAAGCUGGUUUUUAGGACUGAUUUUCUUUAUAAUGAUAAAGCAUCUCCUAACUAUUUUUAACAUGAGCUUGAUAAAUAGAAAGUGAAUUUCUUUAUAAUGAUUGGAUUUUUGGGUUAUUGUGUUAUCAUUAUAUUAAGAUGUUUUUGGUCAAGUAAUUAAAUGAUGUUUGAGUUUUCCAUUUUGAUAUUCUAAAUGACAAUUUUAGUUAAAUGUAUGCCUAUUACAUUUACAUUUCUUUCUUUUAUUUUAUUAAAUUUUAAAUUUAGGGUAUAAUUCACUGAAAAAAUAUUUUUGAUCAUAGAUGAUAUGGAUCAACUUUUAUCUUAAGAUGUUCAUUGAGGCAUUUUAUCAUUGAAAGGGGAGUGGAAGAAUUAUUUUAGACAAAUCUCAUUUGAUGUAAAUUGAACUCUGUAUUAAUUAAAUGGUUUGGUUUAAGUGUUUCACAUUGGCUAUAGAUAGGAUUCUUAUCUUUCUUAUCAGAUCACAUAAUUAUUAGCAAGGA
Molecule: messenger RNA, 1309 nt
Organism: Prosopis cineraria
Lineage: Eukaryota; Viridiplantae; Streptophyta; Magnoliopsida; Fabales; Fabaceae
Exons: 3
Coding region: 44-412 (122 amino acids)
Source: RefSeq, a predicted model, not a curated record